AUGAAUUGGCUCAGCUUCCUCGUCCUGCUCACCGUGGCCGGGCUGGCGCAGGGGACAUGGGACAACUGUGGAGGGACCUGCGGGCUCCGGGCUCCACUACCUGUCUACAGCCCCAUAACUUAUUCCUACGGCAGUGUGGCUUAUGACUAUGGCUUGACACGCAUCGUGGGAGGCACAGGUGCCAUGGAAGCAUCCUGGCCCUGGAUCGUCAGCAUCCAGCACCCCUGGUUACCAGACCUGGGGCAUUUCUGUGGAGGGUCUCUCAUCAGCACAGAGUGGGUCCUCACAGCAGCUCACUGCUUCGAUGUGUUUAACAACAUUAGCAUGCUGUAUGUGGUGAUUGGAGCCACCCAGUUGACUCAGCCGGGCCCUGGGGCCGUAGUGCGCAGUGUCAAGCAGGUGCUGAUACACCCGUACUACAAUCCUGAUGACAUGAGCUAUGAUAUUGCCGUGAUGGAAUUGGACCAUCCUGUCCAGUGCAGCCCCUACAUCCAGCUGGCCUGUGUGGCUCAUCCCACCCUAAAAGUGUCAGAGCUGCAAAACUGCUGGAUUGCUGGAUGGGGAGCUGUGACUGCAAGAUCUCAAGAUUCAAGUGAUCGCCUCCAGGAAGCCAAGGUCCAGCUCAUCGAUGUCCAGCUCUGCAACAGCAGUGAGUGGUAUGCAGGGAAAAUCCACACCCACAACUUGUGUGCUGGUUACCCAGAGGGCAACAUCGACACCUGCCAGGGUGACAGCGGUGGUCCUCUCAUGUGCCAGGACAAGAAUGCUGACUACUGGUGGGUUGUUGGAAUAACCAGCUUUGGAAAAGGCUGCGCCAGGGCAAAGCGGCCCGGAGUGUACACCUCCACUCAGUACUUCUAUGACUGGAUCGAGUACAAUAUGCGUCCACAGACAGUUGAAAGUGUUUCUUGA
This is a messenger RNA of Cinclus cinclus, 912 nucleotides long. RefSeq names its product acrosin-like. Lineage: Eukaryota; Metazoa; Chordata; Aves; Passeriformes; Cinclidae. The transcript has 5 exons. Bases 1 to 912 code for a protein of 303 amino acids. Gene Ontology annotation, molecular function: serine-type endopeptidase activity. The record is from RefSeq and is a predicted model, not a curated record. Gene Ontology annotation, biological process: proteolysis; acrosome reaction.